Haliotis rufescens (red abalone) is the source of this 1554-nucleotide messenger RNA. RefSeq names its product lengsin-like. NCBI's taxonomy places the organism in Eukaryota, Metazoa, Mollusca, Gastropoda, Lepetellida, Haliotidae. Gene Ontology annotation, cellular component: cytoplasm; membrane. The record is from RefSeq and is a predicted model, not a curated record. The transcript has 2 exons. Gene Ontology annotation, molecular function: glutamine synthetase activity. Bases 101 to 1357 code for a protein of 418 amino acids.
AGUAUGUCAUGUGAGCACAACAUAAAUUGCCCAGGCUCCAGGCAUCAGAGCACAAAGCGGAAGGAGGUUUGCCGUCUACUUCAGGUAAAAUCCACCGACCAUGUCAGACAUUGACAAGUACGACUAUGUUCGCUUUUCUGUGGGAGACAUACAUGGACGAUCCCGAGGAAGAGUGAUUCCUGCAAGACACGUAAAGAAGUUUCUGGAGACAGGCAUAACUCUAUAUGGAGGUUUCUUGUCAUUUGAUCUAAAGAAUGAAGACGUCCCCAUAUCCAUAGACGACCCAGACUCCAAACGAAUUCCUAAAGCGUUUGCCGUAGCUGAUCUUAGUACUCUCUAUGCCGUACCAUGGGCCAGCGAGAACGGGGUGAAGGUUGCUGACGUCAUCUGUGAAAGUUACUGGCUGAAGGAUAGGACAAAACAACUGGCAUGUCCGCGAUACGUUGCUACACAACAACUACAGAAGCUAGCAGACCACGGAUUCAGCUUCUUCUCUGGUUUUGAAUUGGAAUUUCUGCUGAUGAAACCAGGUCAAAAAUCGUCUCGGCGAUGUGAUCUGAUGAAUCAACGCCUUGUAACGAAGCACAGCGAUUUUCUGUUUGACCUUGAGAAACAGAUGUACCUUGCGGGCGUUGACAUUGAAAAUAUUCAUGCUGAAUUUGAAGCGAGCACCUUUGAAGCUGUCCUGAGGCCAUCAUACGGGAUUACAAGCGCAGAAUCCUGCUUCAAGUUCAAGACCGGAAUUUUGGAAAUAGCUGAUAAGAAAGAUCGCAUAGUCAGCUUUCAGUCCAAACAUAGCGAGGGAGAGAUAGGAAUGCAUUUUAACCAUUCACUCUGGUCAGUCACCGAGGGUAUCAACGUCUUCCAUGACCCUGGUAGUCGGAAUGGUCUCAGUCCGUUAGGUCACCAUUGGUUGGCUGGAAUUUUGAAACAUUCAAAAGCACUGUCUGCUCUAUGGUGUCCAACAAGCAACUGCUUUGAUCGUUUGCACAAACCGAACCUACCAGGGCUUAUCUUCUGGAGCACUGAUGAUCGAGCGGCUUGUGUCAAACUAAAGUCUUCGGAAACUGGCACUUAUCUGGAACAUCGCAUUCCCAGUGGUAUGAGCAACCCCUACCUCACUCUGGCGGCAACCAUAGCUGCAGGUCUUGAUGGGAUUGUGAAGAAGCUGGAAUGUCCACCUGUGGACGAAUUCUCGACACCAAAUGCUCUUCCUCACACUCUGUCAGAGGCGAUAGAUGACCUUGAAACGGAUGCGGAUAUGGUGCACAGUUUGGGUGAGGAGUUUGUUGAAUGGUUUGUCCGCACACUCAAGAGCGACAUCAACCCAUUUAAUUUGAAGAACGGAUACAAUUAGACGUAAUGACGGAAUCUGAGUUACCCAAUUAAUGAAAUAUCUAGAUACUACUUAACCUCUACAUACGUGUAUGUAUCAGUAAUCAUUGUACUACGUGGGUAUGAAACGAUGGGACAUUUAACACAUUUACCUCACGUCAUCCCAUCUUCCCGACGCAAGGGUGUUAACUGACUUUAUAGGUCCAGUUUCCACCCUUG